Phlebotomus papatasi is the source of this 1054-nucleotide messenger RNA. Its product is annotated as parkin coregulated gene protein. The transcript is spliced from 4 exons. Lineage: Eukaryota; Metazoa; Arthropoda; Insecta; Diptera; Psychodidae. Gene Ontology annotation, molecular function: Hsp90 protein binding; Hsp70 protein binding. Bases 279 to 980 code for a protein of 233 amino acids. The record is from RefSeq and is a predicted model, not a curated record.
UCUUCAAUUCCUCAAUCAAAUUCAUUGAUUAAUAAUUUUGUUUUACGGUGAAGUUCAGCCCCAAUUGAUUUGUGCUUCUUCUUUUGCUUCCUCCACCCAAAUGUAAAAGUUCCUCGGGAAGAGUAGUCGAUAACGAAGCAAUGUUUCCGGCGGAUGAUAAGAGCCUGUCCCCCGAGGGUGUUUGUUGACGCCAAGAUGUGUCCAUGGCGACGUCGAGUGGUGAAAUUCGAUAGUGCAGGAAUUGCAGAGUGGUGAGGAAGUUGUGCUCUGAACUGGCCAUGUCCAGCUAUCGCCAGAGGCUCCCGUCUAAGCGUACAGUGCCCCCCUUUUCCACAGAAUCCCUCCAGAAGAACACCCGAGUUUCUGGACCUCCCAAAACGCCCCAAAGGCGAUAUUUUCUGCAGCCCAGGGCUACCUCCUUCAGGAUGUACUACGACAGGGGAGACCUACCCAUCAAGAUGGACUACCUCAUUGGAGGUUUCAAGAUUGCCUGGACAGUGGAUAUUGAUAAAUUGGACUAUGGGCUGUAUUUACCGCUCUUCUUCGACGGAUUGAGCGAAACUCAACACCCUUACAAGACCUACGCGAGGCAAGGAGUUCAAGAUUUGCUGGCUCACGGAGGGGAUAAGAUCUAUCCAGUUAUUCCGCAACUCAUCAUACCCAUAAAGAAUGCCCUCAAUACUCGCAACAACGAAACCAUGUGCGUGACUUUAAAGAUUAUUCAGCAACUCGUGAUGUCUUCGGACCUCGUGGGACCGGCUCUAGUGCCUUUCUAUCGUCAGCUCCUGCCCAUGUUCAAUGCCUACAAAGUCAAGAAUUUAAAUUGUGGCGACAGCAUCGACUAUGCUCAGAAGAACAACAUGAAUCUGGGCGAUUUGAUUGACGAGACGCUGCAAGUUCUCGAGCGACAUGGCGGAGAAGAUGCCUUCAUCAACAUCAAAUACAUGGUGCCGACCUACGAAUCCUGCUACAUCAACUAAGGGAUCCAUAACAAUUUGUUAAGUUUUAAAUUGGGAUUAAGGAAUAAAAACCAGAUAAGUGAUUAUGUCGUCUA